Closterium sp. NIES-65 is the source of this 372-nucleotide messenger RNA. The record is from the annotation of a GenBank genome assembly. NCBI's taxonomy places the organism in Eukaryota, Viridiplantae, Streptophyta, Zygnematophyceae, Desmidiales, Closteriaceae.
AUGUUCACUUCCUUCGCACUGAGGAGGAGGUCGGUGCUGCGAGUGCUCCUGGUGGGAGGCGCCGUGGCGGCAAGGGUGGGCGUGGUAAGGGUGGGGGCGGUGGGAGUGCUGGGGGUGGCGGUGGUGGGGUUGGUGGCGAGGGUAGUGGCAGUGGUGGUGGUGGGGGUGGAGGAGGUGACGGCGGUGGUGGAGGUGGCGGGGGUGGUGGAGGUAGUGGGGUUGGUGGGGGUGGUGGAAGGGGUGGGGGUGGCAGUUGGGGUGGAGGCUCAGACUCCACCGACCCAGCUGAGCGGGGGUGACCUUACUACUGACAACACUGCGGCCUCUCGCCACUCCCCGCACUUGGAGACCCCUCUUGGUUUUUCUCCUUAG